This is a messenger RNA of Anopheles gambiae (African malaria mosquito), 569 nucleotides long. RefSeq lists its product as uncharacterized. The transcript is spliced from 3 exons. Bases 111 to 569 code for a protein of 152 amino acids. The record is from RefSeq and is a predicted model, not a curated record. Lineage: Eukaryota; Metazoa; Arthropoda; Insecta; Diptera; Culicidae.
UGUGCAUUUACUAUCUGCAUUUGUGCUUUAUCUGCAAUCUAGGUACGCAAGCACGUCCAGCUAGGUCAGUUCUGACCGAACAAGUAGCUGGGAUCGAUCAAUUGGAACCGAUGGGUACGCAAGUCCCUUCGCCCAGCCCGGUUAUGACCAAACCAGCAGCUGGGACCGAUCAAUUGGAACCGAUGGAUACACGUUCACCAGUUUCGAGUGGUCCAGAGAGUGAUGAGGAGACGUUGUCGGCAUACAGCAGCGCUGACGAAACCGAUGUGCUUGACGACGGUAUCGUGCAGGACGAGCGUUUGGAGCCGCAAAUUCCCUACGCCGGAGUUUCGAUGGAGAACGGUCUUCGAAAUUGGGCAUUUGAGACCAAUCAAACACAACGGAGCGUCACGUUGCUGUUGCGUCACUUGCGGCAGUUCCCGCCUUUUAACAAUUUGCCGAGCGAUGCGCGUACGCUACUGAAGCCACCGGCCAGCACAUCACAGGAUGAGAAGGAAAUAUCGUCGAUAGCUGGUGGCCAAUUUUGGUACCAAGGUAUCGAAAAAUGCCUUCAAUCCUAUUUUCCCUAA